Messenger RNA from Suillus subalutaceus, 1014 nucleotides. RefSeq lists its product as uncharacterized. The transcript has 14 exons. The record is from RefSeq and is a predicted model, not a curated record. NCBI's taxonomy places the organism in Eukaryota, Fungi, Basidiomycota, Agaricomycetes, Boletales, Suillaceae. The coding region runs from base 1 to 1014 and encodes 337 amino acids.
AUGGUCAUGAUCGCUAGGGAACUGCCCGAAGACCGUCCGGUUUCACAAGCUUGGGCCAAGUCUGCAUUCACUGUAUCAUCCUUGAAUUUUGAAAUGAAACAGACUCGGCGUCCCAUCAAUGAUCAUAGUGCGAACUUUGGCCACCCGAACUUCAGCCCUUCAUAUAGCACAGAAUUUGAUAACAAGUCACCCUAUCCAAAGGCUUGGUCUGGGCAAUUAUCAUGCCUGGUGUCAAUCAGUUUUUCUUCUUCCGCUAUCGCAGCCGCUUCUGUGCUGCUUAUCUUCCUCGAAAUAAAAAUCUCGAGGAUGUCACUAAACCCUGGUCCCUUCACUAUCAAGGAGCACGAGCUGAUAACAGUAGAUCCUCUCCCUAAAACCCUGUUAGCCUUGUUUUAUCGCCACCUGUCCACAAUAGAUCAUGGCUUCGGUGGGUGCGACUUCUGUUUGCACAACCUAAUUGGCUUCUCCACCGGGGGAAUCACACAGCGGUUUCUUGUAUCGCCUCCGCAUGAUCUGGCCUGCGACUCGCGUCUAUGUUUUCACAAGCGCAUUCUUGUGACUUUUUUGCUAGUUACAUACCUGUGUAAGUUCUUCGGGAAUCAUAUACCAUGCGCUGAUAAAACUGCGGUAUGGGAAUGUCUGGUAACAUUUGACUGGGCCCAAUUUGCGUAUGCACUUGGUCGUUCCUACCUUACUGUCGUUCUGAGCUUGGUUGUCCAGAUACAUUGGGUUGCCACUAGCCAUGCUUUUCUAACUCUGAUCAAAAUCAGGGCAAUGGUAAACGUCAUUGUUGGCUUUGUAUUCUAUUUUUUAAGAUACCUAGUAUUCUCUAUGCAUGCCACCACAUUUGUAACCCGGAUAAUGACGUCAGAAAGCACUUUCAACGCGACAGCAUACAAGGAGUAUAGUCCAAUAUUUAUUCCAACAGCGUUCGUGAUGUUUUAUGUGAGCAAAUUUGGUAUCAAGCAGAACGGUCACUCGGGGCACAAACAGACAUUCAUACUCGCGUUAUGA